Molecule: messenger RNA, 984 nt
Organism: Dovyalis caffra
Lineage: Eukaryota; Viridiplantae; Streptophyta; Magnoliopsida; Malpighiales; Salicaceae
Source: the annotation of a GenBank genome assembly
AUGAAGAUUUCUUACCACUCACCUCAUCAGCCUAAAUGUGGGGUCUGCCAAAAGCACUGCAAAUCUUUUGAAUCUUUGAGGAAUCACCUUAAUGGCCCAUUAGCAAGGGCAAGUUGUUCGAGGGUUUUCUCUGCCCAAGUUUGUGAUCUUUGCUUAAAAGUCUGUGAUAACCCCAGUUCUCUUGGCAAGCAUCGAGAUACAUGCUCCCUCUCUGCACCUGCUUCCCUUGGAACAAAGAUAUUGCCUUCUGCAGAAUCAGUUGAUGAAAAGUACACUGCCAAAGGUGCUGGGGCCAUUGCUAUUGACUGUGAAUUGGUUGGUGGUGGAAUCGAUGGAUCUCUUAACCUCUGUGCAAUGGUUUGUCUGGUUGAUGAAGAUGAAAAUAUAAUUUUCCAUACAUAUGUUCAACCUCAAAUUACUGUCACUGAUUACAGAUAUGAAAUAACUGGAUUAACUGAAGAGCAUCUGAGAAAUUCGAAGUCACUCAAGGAAGUACAAGACAGAAUUCUGGAAAUUUUGUACAAUGGAGAAUCUGCUAGGAUAGUAAGGUCAGAUGGUGGAAAGGCUAGACUGCUCGUGGGUCACGACUUGAAGCAUGAUUUGGAUUGCUUGAGAAUAAACUAUCCUGGUCAUUUGUUGAGGGAUACUGCAAAAUACCGUCCAUUGUUGAAAACUAAUCUGGUUAGCCACUCACUCAAGUACCUCACGAAAACAUAUCUUGGGCAAGUUGCUCUGUAUGAUAUCCAGACAGGGGUGCAUGAUCCAUAUGUAGAUUGUGUCUCUGUUAUGAGACUGUACAAGAGAAUGCGUGCUCAAGAUCAUCAAGUUAAAGGAAUUGGAACUCCAAAUUCCCACAGCGGGUUUGACUCCUGGAAACCAGAGGAACUCGAGAACAUGACCACAGAGGAGCUAUACCAGAUCUCAAAGUCAGACUACAGAUGCUGGUGUUUGGAUUUAGGGCCAACAGCAGAGCUUAACAAUUGA